Molecule: messenger RNA, 1021 nt
Organism: Xyrauchen texanus (razorback sucker)
Lineage: Eukaryota; Metazoa; Chordata; Actinopteri; Cypriniformes; Catostomidae
Product: granzyme K-like
Exons: 5
Coding region: 89-868 (259 amino acids)
Biological process (GO): proteolysis
Molecular function (GO): serine-type endopeptidase activity
Source: RefSeq, a predicted model, not a curated record
AACAGUUACUUUCUCUUUGCUCUUACACUUGACUUUGUUAGAUGUCUGAGGCAGCACAUUGACUUUUUCUGACAGAACUAUCAGCAAGAUGGAUGUUCACCAUUAUUUUUUUAUUUAUCACUUUCUGGUGUUUGCCUUUUUGAGUGUGGCAGUUUGCUCUGAUGUGUCCAUUGUUGGAGGCAAAGAGGUAAAGAAACAUCAAUCAUGGAUGGUGUCCAUUCAGAAGGAACAGUUCCAUGUCUGUGGGGGAAUCCUGAUUCAAAACCAAUGGGUUUUGACUUCUGCACAAUGCAUAGAAAAGCCAAUAGAAUCUGUGACAGUUCUCAUAGGAACUCUGUCUCUGAAAAACAAUAAAGGCUCUCAGCGUGUUGGCAUCCUCAGUUAUGAGUACCCUAAGACAUUCAAUGAGAAAACUAAAAAAGAUGACAUCAUGCUCAUUAAGCUAAACAAAAAAGUUAAAGCAAAACCAAAGAAAAUCCCCAAAAAGGAACAAGAUGUCCCUCCUGGAACAAACUGUGUUGUGAAAGGUUGGGGGACUACCGAUCCAAAUGUCAUGGAACCGUCUGACAAACUGCAAAUGUUAGAUGUGACAAUCAUAGACAGGAACCUGUGCAACAAUUACUACAACAGUGAUCCUGUGAUCACAAAAGAUAUGCUGUGUGCAGGAAAGAAGCUGGAAAAGAGAGGCACUUGUUGGGGAGAUUCCGGUGGACCACUGGAAUGUAAGAAAAACAUUGUUGGAGUGGUCUCAGGGUCAAGAGGAUGUGGUAAUCCCAAGAAACCAACUGUGUACACUUUUCUAUCUAAGAGACACAUCAUCUGGAUUAAUAGUGUACUCAAAAAGCAAUUGAAUAGCACAAACUUUUAGGAACGUAGAAAUAGCAAUUCAUCAAUUGCCAGCAUGGUAACAUGAGCUGUGUUUAAAAAUUGUUUAUAGUUCAAAGCGUGCUUUAUAUCUUAAGAAUUUCAUGUUGUAGGGCAUAAAUAGCCUAUAUUCACAAAGCAGUAUCAGAAUUUCUUC